Messenger RNA from Cydia splendana, 1006 nucleotides. RefSeq names its product GSK3-beta interaction protein-like. The record is from RefSeq and is a predicted model, not a curated record. Gene Ontology annotation, cellular component: cytoplasm. The coding region runs from base 168 to 521 and encodes 117 amino acids. NCBI's taxonomy places the organism in Eukaryota, Metazoa, Arthropoda, Insecta, Lepidoptera, Tortricidae. The transcript is spliced from 2 exons. Gene Ontology annotation, biological process: regulation of canonical Wnt signaling pathway. Gene Ontology annotation, molecular function: protein kinase A binding; kinase regulator activity.
GCUGUCAUUUUUUUGGUAUUGUUGGGAGUGAACUACUUGACUUGAAAAUGAAUUUUCCUUGGCCAUAGAAAAUUUAUGAUUGAAUCCAGUUAAAAUCAAUUUAGACGAGCUUUGGGCCAACUGCUUAAUUAUAUAAAAGUAUCACCAAGCUCUACAAUUAAAGUAAAAUGGAAGACAAAGUUCUUACCGCAGAAACAUGGCCACAAGAAGCCGAGGCGGCGAUCAACGACAUACGCAAACACGUGAAAUCGGCCAACAUAUCAACACAACUGAAAAACGACAACCAACGGAUUUACAUCAACCUCACAACCCUGGAGAACUCCGACUAUUGCGUCGAGAUGUCCGCCGCCGGGUUCAGAGUCGUGGGCCGGACUUACGACGACACAACCCUAGCUAUCAUCGAGAACAUGAAUUAUGAAACCCCCUACGCCUUGCUCAAUAACAUCAGUCAGAAAUACAGGGAGUCUUUCGGCGGUGAGUUGAUGAAUAAGCUACUGGAUCUCGCCAAAAAGGAGACUUGAAUUUUGAGUCGUUUGCAGACGAUUUUAGAGCUUAUUUUGUAGUAACAGCCUUACUAGACAUAGAUGUCACAUACACGAGCUUUUGGAGAUAUAUUGUUGGGUUUCCGAAUUUUCGAGGGUUGUUUAAAGUGAUAAGAAGGUUGUAAUUGGCGACUGUUGAAACUGUCAGUAUUUAUCCUAUAAAUGUAUUUAAAAGUAACAAUUAGACCAAAUUAGAAUAAAUUGUGAUCGUAAUAGUGUUUCUGAAGGUAAAAUUACAGACAUGAACUGGAAUCAUUGUUGUUUUGAAGGCAUGUUUAAAAUAUAAUAUACUAUACUAACUGUUUGGCAUCUAAAUGUAUUUGUAUGCAUGUAUAUGUUUAGUAGCUACAAAUAUGUCUGUAGUGUCCUCUUAUCUUAGUUCCUUAAUUGUGUGUGUUACCCUGUGUAAAAAUGCAGGCUUUUUGUCUAUGCUAGCUUGGCAACGUAAGGCCGUAGACUUUGUG